Pneumocystis murina B123 is the source of this 1683-nucleotide messenger RNA. RefSeq lists its product as hypothetical. The transcript is spliced from 7 exons. Gene Ontology annotation, cellular component: membrane. Gene Ontology annotation, biological process: transmembrane transport; carbohydrate transport. The record is from RefSeq and is a predicted model, not a curated record. Lineage: Eukaryota; Fungi; Ascomycota; Pneumocystomycetes; Pneumocystales; Pneumocystaceae. The coding region runs from base 1 to 1683 and encodes 560 amino acids. Gene Ontology annotation, molecular function: carbohydrate:proton symporter activity.
AUGUACGACAAAAACAUAAAAUCUUAUGACUCAGAGGAUGAUGAAAGGACAAAUAUUACAUGUACAGGAGAGUCUUUAAGCCAUAAAUCAACAAGUAUUAGAAGCCUUUUUAAGUCACGAUUUGUUAUAUUUUGCGCUUUAUAUGUAAGUACAGGAGGUUUACUUUUUGGCUAUGAUCAGGGAGUAAUAUCAAUUGUACUUGUUAUGCCUCAUUUUCUUAAAGAAUUCCCUGAACUAGCAAUUGCAAAGUCAUCAAUGUAUCAUGGAGUUCCAUAUCCAGAAGAAUCUGGACCCCAUUCAGACUUUUACAAAGGUCUUAUGACAGCUUUAAUAGAACUUGGAGCUUUUAUUGGUGCUUUAAAUCAAGGUUGGAUUGCCGAUAAAUUUUCGAGAAAAUAUUCGAUAUCAUGUGCAGUGCUCUUUUUUUCUAUUGGUACUAUUAUUCAGACAGUAGCUUUGAAUUAUUCAUCUCUUUCUACUGGGAGAUUCAUAGGUGGUAUUGGUGUUGGAAUGCUAAGUAUGUCAGCUCCUCUAUAUAUGGCAGAGAUAUCUCCACCUGAGAUUCGUGGAGUUUUGCUUGUUCUUGAGGAAUUGAGUAUCGUAACAGGAAUUGUAGUUGCAUUUUGGAUUACAUAUGGAACAAGGUUUAUUGAUUCUACAUGGUCAUUUCGCUUUCCUUUUUUGAUUCAAAUUAUACCCGGCUUAAUACUUGGCUUUGGUGUUUUUUUUUUACCUUUUUCUCCUCGUUGGCUUGCAUUUAAAGGUCAUGAUGAAAAAUGUUUACGUUCUCUUUGCAAGUUACGGCAACUCCCGGAAUCUGAUCCUAUUAUUCAAAAAGAAUGGAUUGAAAUUCGCGCAGAAGCAAAAUUUCAACAACAAACAAAUGAAAUUCGACAUCCUAAACUUAAAGAUGGUCGUCUAUUUACAACAAUAAAAUUAGAAAUAGUUUCAUGGUUCGAUUUGUUUAAGAAAGGCUGCUGGAGAAGAACUAUAGUUGGUAUAGGUGUUAUGUUUUUCCAACAGUUCGUUGGUAUUAAUGCUUUAAUAUAUUAUUCCCCUACUUUGUUUAAAACCCUUGGUCUAGAUUAUGACAUGCAACUAUUAAUGUCUGGUAUUUUAAAUGUUACUCAACUGGUUGGAGUUUUUACUAGUAUAUAUACUAUGGAUAGAUUAGGGAGACGUCCUUUACUUUUAAUUGGAAGUAUUUUAAUGUUUAUUUCUCACUUAUCUAUAGCUAUUAUUGUUGGAUUAUAUGGUCAUAACUGGUCUAUUUACAAAAUUCAGUGUUGGAUUGGUGUCUCAUUUUUACUGUUUUAUAUGUUAUCAUUUGGUGCAACAUGGGGACCUGUUCCGUGGGCAUUACCAGCCGAAAUAUUCCCUUCUUCUCUUCGAGCAAAGGGAGUAGCCGUAUCUACAUGCAGCAACUGGUUAAAUAAUUUCAUAAUAGGGCUAAUUACAGUUCCAUUAGUAGAAAAAACUAAUUAUGGUGCAUAUAUAUUUUUUUCUGCCUUUUGUCUUCUUUCUGCAAUUUUUACAUGGUUUUUUAUCCCAGAAACAAAUAGACGUACACUUGAAGAAAUGGACAUAGUUUUUCAUGAUAAUUAUGGAUUUAAUGAUGAAGAAAGGAGAAAAGAAAUAGAAAAAGAACUUUUUAUGAAACAAAAAUAUUUAUCUAAAGAUUAG